AUGCACCUCUUCCACCAUCGGGUUGGCGAUUCAUGGUCUCUGAACGUUUCACCCCAGAGCCAUCGAUUCCUACCCCAGAAGGGAGACCCGCGGUUUUGGUGGCAGCGAAGCGUUAAACUCGAUCCGGAUGCCAUUGCUACUCAGCGUUCUGUAUAUGAUCAUGCUGAAACAGCCAACAAAUACCAGCCAAGAGAUGACUGGGAAAACAUCCACCGCUUCGACCCGCUGUUCCGCUGGACCUGGGGAGAGGAGUACAAACUGGUUCGCAGGGUCGAUUUGCUGAUUAUGGGAUGGGUCUGCAUUAUGUUCAUGGCGCUAGAGAUCGAUCGUUCCAAUCUCGGGCAGGCGUUGACGGACAACUUCCUGGGGGAUUUGCAUCUGACUACAAAUGACUUCAAUCUGGGGAACACGGUGACUAGGGUUAGCUUCCUGCUUGCGGAGCUCCCAUCUCAACUUGUUUCGAAAUGGGUUGGCCCUGACCGAUGGAUUCCCGCACAACUGGUGCUCUGGAGUAUCGUUGCAGCCUCACAGUUUUGGCUUAACGGACGUGCGUCUUUUUUGGCCACCCGAGUGUUGUUGGGAAUGUUGCAAGGAGGAUUCAUCCCUGAUGUUAUUUUGUACUUGUCAUACUUUUACAAACACCAUGAGCUUUCUAUCCGCCUUAGCUUCUUCUGGGCCGCGAUGAGCAUUGCAGAUAUCAUGAGUGCAAUAUUGGCGUUUGGCAUCCUACGAAUGAGAGGUGUAGGGGGGCACAGUGGCUGGCGGUGGCUGUUCCUCAUCGAGGGUCUCCUUACCUUGGUAGUUGGCAUAUUUUCGUUUGCCCUCAUGCCUGCUGGGCCGGCGCAGACAGCAAGUUGGUUCCGUGGGAAGAAGGGGUGGUUCACCGAACGGGAGGAGAAAAUCAUCAUCAACCGUGUGAUUCGCGAUGAUCCCACCAAAGGAAGUAUGCAUAACCGACAGCCUGUGACCCCGAAGCUACUCUGGCAGAGUCUGAAGGACUAUGACUUAUGGCCAAUGUACAUCCUGGGGCUCACCUUCCAGAUACCUUCAAUUCCCCAGCAGAUAUACCUUACACUGUCUCUGAGAGGACUUGGGUUUAACACCUUUGAAACAAAUCUGUUAACCAUCCCUUAUACCGUUUUGCAUAUCAUCGCAAUGUUUGCCAUCACUGUUGUAGCCGAGACAUGGGGACAAUUGGCCUUCACGGCGCUAGCCGGGCAGAUCUGGAUUCUUCCCUUCCUCAUCUAUCUCAAUAUUGUCGACACCACGAAAGUGAGUCGGUGGACAAUAUGGGCGGUGACCUCCCUUCUGCUUGCCUAUCCAAAUGCCCAUGCGAUCCAGGUUGGCUGGAACUCUCGGAACAGCAACACCGUACGCACGCGCACCGUAUCAGCCGCUUGUUACAACAUGUUCGUGCAGGGAUCCGUCAUGAUCUCGGCGAAUAUAUACAGGAUGGACGAUGCCCCGCGGUAUCAACGUGGAAACCGCCAGUUGCUUGCUAUAUGCUGUAUGAAUAUCGUACUGUAUCCACUGGUCAAGUCUUAUUAUGUGUGGAGGAAUAAGUCGAAGGAUGAGAAAUGGAACAAGAUGGACAAGGACGAGAGGGACGCUUAUUUGGAGGCCGAAGGACGACAGGAUAGGGGCAAUAAAAGGUUGGACUUUAGGUUUGCGCAUUAGAGAAAUGCCUUAGACCACAAUACGCAGGCCGGAUAUGUGGCCAGGAGAACAGGUACAGGUACAGUUGGUACUUAAGUUGUGAUACCUGACGCGAACGCGUCG
This is a messenger RNA of Eremomyces bilateralis CBS 781.70, 1779 nucleotides long. RefSeq names its product phthalate transporter. Lineage: Eukaryota; Fungi; Ascomycota; Dothideomycetes; Eremomycetales; Eremomycetaceae. Gene Ontology annotation, molecular function: transmembrane transporter activity. Gene Ontology annotation, biological process: transmembrane transport. Gene Ontology annotation, cellular component: membrane. The transcript has 12 exons. The record is from RefSeq and is a predicted model, not a curated record. Bases 1 to 1677 code for a protein of 558 amino acids.